This is a messenger RNA of Pomacea canaliculata, 924 nucleotides long. RefSeq lists its product as uncharacterized. The record is from RefSeq and is a predicted model, not a curated record. The transcript has 2 exons. Lineage: Eukaryota; Metazoa; Mollusca; Gastropoda; Architaenioglossa; Ampullariidae. The coding region runs from base 281 to 799 and encodes 172 amino acids.
ACCAAAAAUGAUAUAGAUAUGUGUAUGUGGGCGCAGGUUCCCUCAAUGUCUACUUUGGUUUUCACAUGUCAACUCUACACUCCUGCCUCUGUGUCUGUAUAUGUCUGUCUGCUGGAGCAUAUUAGUAACAUCACGUUAAACUUUGGAACUUAUCUAGUGCAUCUGGUGCAUUUCAGAUGGAAUUCACAUUCACAAAGAGGAAUAAGCGAAAGCUGUUGCACGAAGGCUACGCCUAUGUCAUGGACCGCACCAAAGCCGACAACGUCACAAUUUUCUGGCGAUGCGAAAACCGAGGAGAGUGCAAAGGAAGGUUAAAGACAGUAAACGACGUUCUGGAAGGCCGUCCAUCCACCCAUUCCCAUCCGCCAAGUGUAGCCCUGACGACGUCAUCGAGGCGUUUCAACAGCUCAUGGAUUCGCUGGAUGCCGACACUGACGAGACGCUUUCAGACUUCCUCGCCUACUUUGAAAGUACAUGGCUGGGCAUUGUGCAGCGAGGACGCCGUCGACGCCCGAAAUUCGACGUCGCCAUGUGGAACGUCUACAAUCGUGUGGGAGACAACCUGCCCAGAACUAAUAACUCGGUCGAAGGCUGGCACCGUGCCUUUGAUGAGCGAAUGUCUGUCACGCACCCAACACUUGGCAGGCUUGUCAGCAAGUUACGCAAGGAGCAGGUAAGCACCGAGCUUAUGAUGGAACAGCUUGCCAUGGGCGUCAGGAUGCGAAAAAACAAGCAGUACGAAAAAGUCAACACACGACUGCAAGCGCUUGUUGCAAUGUACGCACAGGAGGAUGUUUGAGAUUUUCUCAAAGCUGUUGCGCAUAAUCUGUGACAAUCAAAGUGAACUGUCUGUGAAGUCUGUGUGUAAAAUUUGUUUGAAAUAAAGAAUUGUUGUGUAAUCUAGUAGUUACUUUCAUUCUUUGA